Messenger RNA from Drosophila navojoa, 954 nucleotides. RefSeq lists its product as uncharacterized. NCBI's taxonomy places the organism in Eukaryota, Metazoa, Arthropoda, Insecta, Diptera, Drosophilidae. The record is from RefSeq and is a predicted model, not a curated record.
ACAGCCGAAACCGCAACAGCAGCAGCAGCAGGGCGUGGCAAGCAGAAGGCGGAAGGGAACUGGAGGCGCGCCUCCAAAUGCUCAUUGAAAUUUACGAUUAUGCUGCGAAAUUAUUAAACAAUAUGACCGCAACAACAGCAAGCAUCAUUAAUAAUCUAGCCAGCGGGGCGGAAGGGACAGCUGGAGUGGACAGAGCGGACAGAGCGGGCGGGGCGGAGCGAACGGCGAGUCCGAAUCCCACGACGGCCACAAAUCUAACGUCCAAACUGCUGCAGGCGACAACGGGCAACAUGAAGACGCUGCUGAAUCGCACGCUGGCCACAAUGGGCGGCCAGCGUGGCACAUUGACCACCCUGCUGCUCCAGGGCGGCCUCGGCACGGACGUGGCCAGCGGGCAGCGAGUCCGGCAACUGGCCGAUGCCAAUGGCAGCGUGCAUGCCACGGGCAACGAGAGCGUCAGCCAUGGCCAGGAUAUGUACAAUGCAUUUAAUGUCACGUCGCCGUCGUCGUCGUCGUCGCCCUCAGCGCACACAGUCGGCUUCAUCGAAUCCUCGACCACGGCCGCCAGCACAGUGCUGAGCAGCGCCAUCACCAAUCUGCCGGCGACGAGUGGCCCGGCCGCCACAUUCCCAGCCCAGACGAUGGCCACCAUCAUCGCGGCCGGCAACAAGAAUCGAGCCACCACCAUUAUCCUCUAUCCAACGGUUUCACCCGAAUCGAUUGUCAUCCCCAUCGUUUCGUGCAUCUUUGGCUUCCCGAUAUUGGCGCUGAUCGUCAUCUGCUGCCUGCGACGUCGAGCCAAGCUGGCCCGGGAGCGGGACAGACGGCGCAACUAUGAUAUGCAGGACCAUGCUGUCAGCCUGGUCAGAUUUAGUCCAAUUCAUAGGCUUAGUGAGUUUGAAUGUUGUAAUGUGUGUACGAAAUUUUCAUUGUUUCUCUUAUUCUUCUCUUGUU